Paracoccidioides brasiliensis Pb18 is the source of this 570-nucleotide messenger RNA. RefSeq lists its product as uncharacterized. The transcript has a single exon. The record is from RefSeq and is a predicted model, not a curated record. The coding region runs from base 1 to 570 and encodes 189 amino acids.
AUGCGAUACGGAUUCGGCUUCAACAAGAGCACACUCUCCUCGCCAUCUACCUCACCAUCCUCUCUUCCUCCACCACCCCCUCCACCUUCUCCCAACGACUCUCUCCUCGACAUUGCUCCCCGCAAAACCUCCUUCUCCAUGACGUCGGGUGGAAACACUUCAUGUGCUUUUCCCUCUUGGCCCAACCGGUCCUCGCUCUUCUCUGAUUCUGACUCCUGCGCCAGUGCAUACCUGUCAGACGAGGAUCUCUUUCUACCGCCAUCUUCGUCAUCUGGAUCCGAGUCAGCCCUGGAGGAUGAAUCUGUUUCGUACCAACCAGUGUUUGCAGCAGAGUUGACGACGGAGGAGCAAAUCAGCAUGAUCAAUGGGGCAGCAGAAGUAGAGGAGCGACGACGACAGUAUUUAGCCAACGCUCAUGCACAACUUCGCGCACAACAAGCACAACGAGCCGCCCGAAUACUUGCUGCUGAGCAAUCGGGCGGAAAGCGAAGAAAGCGACGCGAGGUUACUGAGAAGAAGGGGAGGACAGCAUCCUCGUCGUCGCCAUCUCCAAAGUCAUCCUCUAGUUAA